AUGGCCUCGCUGAGCGCUGCCUGCAGGCUGUCCGCCCGCGUCGCGACCCGCCAGCUGCCCCAGAAUGUCGUCCGCAGAGGCUUCCGCUCCUCGCCCGCGAGUGCUGCUGCGCAGAACUUUCAGAUGCCCGCUCUCUCCCCCACCAUGACCGAAGGCAACAUCGCCAGCUGGAAGAUCAAAGAAGGAGAGUCUUUCUCCGCUGGCGACGUUCUUCUUGAGAUCGAGACGGAUAAAGCGCAGAUGGACGUCGAGGCACAGGACGACGGUAUCUUGGCCAAAAUCACGCUGGGUGACGGUAGCAAGGCCGUGAAGGUCGGUCAACGUAUCGCUGUUCUUGCGGAGCCUGGCGACGACCUCAGCAGUCUGGAAAUCCCCGCUGAGGAGAAUGCUCCGCAGGACUCAGCGCCAAAGGAACCCCAACCCUCGGAAGCCAAGCAGACCAGCGCCCCAGCUCCUGGGGCCGGCAAGUCGGCUGCUGCUCCUCCUGGGAAGGCCGUCAAGCAGACCUACCCUCUCUAUCCCUCGGUCCUCUACGCCCUUCGUGCAAACGGCCUGUCCAAGGAGGAUGCGGACAAGAUUCCCGCGACUGGCCCGAACGGCCGCCUGCUGAAGGGAGAUGUUCUCGCUUACGCUGGCAAGCUGUCCGAGAGCGCAUAUGCGUCGAAUCUUUCUAAGAUCCUCGCCGAGAAGGCUCAUCUGGACCUCAGCAACAUCAAGGCUGUGCAACCGAAGCCGUCUGCUGCGGCUCCCGCUCCCGCUGCUGCUGAGGAGCCGGUUCCUGAACCGCUCACCCAGGUCACUUUGCCUAUCAACUUCAAGGCAGUUCUCGAGUGCCAGAAGCGCCUUCAAGACACUUUCGGCGUCUACCUUCCUCUGGCAGACUUCGUUGCUCGUGCUACUGAGCUUGCGAACGAGGAUCUCCCCCGCUCCAAAAACGCUCAGCCUUCUGCAGACGAGCUUUUCAACGCCAUUGUUGGCACGGACAAGAUCCCUACAACUUCCAGGGGACAGUUCAUUCCUGAGGUCUCUGCUCUGCCUACUCCCGCCUCGAAGCCCGCCAAGCCCUCCAAACAGGUCGACAUCAUUGACAUUUUGGCCGGCAAGUCCACCAAGGCUAAGAGCGCGAAGACCACUCUGCCGUCCGCCUCGGCUGUGGCAAACCCUAUUAAUGUCUUUAGCGUGAGCGUGCCUAAGGGUGAGGAGAAGAGGGCAACAGUCUUCCUGGAGAGGGUGAAGGUCGUUCUGGAGACGCAACCCGGCGAGCUGGUUCUGUAA
Molecule: messenger RNA, 1275 nt
Organism: Lasiodiplodia theobromae
Lineage: Eukaryota; Fungi; Ascomycota; Dothideomycetes; Botryosphaeriales; Botryosphaeriaceae
Product: Pyruvate dehydrogenase protein x component
Exons: 4
Coding region: 1-1275 (424 amino acids)
Biological process (GO): pyruvate decarboxylation to acetyl-CoA
Cellular component (GO): pyruvate dehydrogenase complex
Molecular function (GO): dihydrolipoyllysine-residue acetyltransferase activity
Source: RefSeq, a predicted model, not a curated record